Nasonia vitripennis (jewel wasp) is the source of this 821-nucleotide messenger RNA. RefSeq names its product longitudinals lacking protein, isoforms A/B/D/L. Lineage: Eukaryota; Metazoa; Arthropoda; Insecta; Hymenoptera; Pteromalidae. The record is from RefSeq and is a predicted model, not a curated record. The coding region runs from base 153 to 491 and encodes 112 amino acids. The transcript has 2 exons.
AUUCAAUAAAAGAAAAAUCUUUGUUCAUACAGUACAUUCUUCUAACGAUUCCAUUCCUUUAUCAAGGGUAAACCUGCAUGAGAGAUUACCUCGAAUCAACCCUAAUUCCGUUGUAAUAUGGAUCACGUUAUUAAAACACUAAUUUUGUUUUUAUGUUCACACGUAUACGUUGUAAAACAGAUACACUAUUCAUCCCCUGCGAUGACAUACCCGAAACUCUUGCAGAAAGUCCCGAACUACACUUCAGCAUCGUGAGCACCGAAUCUCUCUGUGGUGAUGGAAAAAAACUGGAAUCUAGCGUCAACCAAUGCGAGAAGUGCGGCAAAUCUUACAAGCGACAUUGUUCGCUCAUCCGACACAAGAAAUACGAAUGCGACCAACCUCCGAGAUUCAAGUGCAGGUACUGUGAGUACUGGGCCAAAUACAGGACGCAUUUGCUGACGCACAUAGCCCACAGGCACAAGGGAAAGCUGAAGGACGUGGAUUAUUAGUUAUAAUAUAGUUAAGCAAUGGAAAACAGAAAACUCGAAAGUCCUGUUACAUAUAGUUGUAGGGAUGAAUUUUGAAUAAACGAAGUCGUGCGCUUGAAUUUAUGUUUCAAGUAGAGUGGCUCGAAAGCUCAGUACAGUAUUAUAUUUUUACCCCUGAAUACUGAAGCAAAUAUUAUAAAGAAAUUUAUAAUCAAACUACUGUAUCCAUUACUUUGUAAUAUCUCAGUAAUCGUGUAUUUUUCCAAUAUACCAUAAGUAUUUUGUAUGAACGUGCAAUUAUAAUAUAAUACAAUCAUAAUCUUCUGCAAUAAAGCGAACUGCAUAACUGUC